UGACACUAUAUAUGAGAAAAUAAGUUGAUUUCCGAUUUUCGUUUUUAUAAUUCAGAAACGACAAACACGAAAAACGAUAAACAGACCUUUUUCGCUUUUCCAUUCUCCGUUUUGCCUCGGAAAUUAAAGUAACAAAACCUUCACGGACCCACCCCGAGCCCCGAUUGGUUGGUUUUUCGUAGGUUUCACUCAGAACUGCAAGACGCUGAUAUUGCGUUACCGUGUAGCAAAAUGGCGGCUGUCAUUCAGAACCCACUUAAAGCGUUGGGUGACCAGUUCUACAAGGAUGCCAUUGAGCAGUGCCGCAGCUACAAUGCCCGCCUGUGUGCUGAGCGCAGCGUGCGCCUGCCCUUCCUGGACUCCCAGACCGGCGUGGCACAGAACAACUGCUACAUCUGGAUGGAGCGCCACCACCGCAGCCCUGGGGUUGCUGCAGGUCAGAUGUAUACAUACCCCGCCCGCUGCUGGAGGAAGAAGAGGCGGCUGCACACCUCCAUGGACCCUCCGCUGCGCCUCUGUGGACUCCAGAUAGAUGGAGGACUCACAGGCAAGGAUGUGAUUCCCACACAGGGCACCACGCUAGAGGCUCUUCUCAGAGGGGAGGGCUUAGACCAGAGGAACAACUCAAAGGACGAGGAGAGUCUCCUAGAGAUCCAGGAGGAGAAAGGGAAGUCAGAUGUGUGGAAGACAUUUGACUUAGUUGUGGGAACUACUGCAUAUCAAGAAAAAGGAGUGUAUAGGAGCGAACGUUGUAGGGUCUUGGAGGCUGACGCAGCUGAAGAUGCUUACCAUGACGAUGAGGACUAUGACGUGGACACCCCCAAAAAAAGACACAGAGGAAAAAGCAGGGGUCGGAUUUCAGGCCGCAGGAGGACAGACAUGGAUGACCAGGACAAGCCAUAUAGCUGUGACAUCUGCGGAAAGCGUUACAUGCACCGUACAGGGCUGAGUUACCACUACACCCAUUCCCACCUGGCAGAGGAGAGGGGGUCCGAGUCCUCCCGGUCACUCUCCGCACAGCGCUCUGACCGACACAAACGUCAGAAGGGUCCAGGUAGUACUGCCAUUACCAAUAACUACUGUGACUCAUGCCGGUGCACCCCAGGCUCCAACAAGCAGAGGGGUAAAUCUGGGGAGAGGGGUCCCUGCUCAGUCUGCCGGCGCUCCACUGGCCGCCCAGAAGAGAAGGAGGACAGCAGGCCGUUUGCCGGGGCAGAGGAACUGUUUGGCACCACCUCGGAGAGCGACACGUCCACGUUUCACGGCUUUGAGGACGAUGAGCUUGAAGAGCCCUCGUCAAACGGCAAGGGGACAUCCAACCGAUACAGAUAGAGAAGAACUUUCUAGGUUUAAAGACUAUUUUUAAUAUGGAUAACCUCUGGCAAAAGUCUGCUGCUUCUUUUUAAAUGUUUUUAUUUAAAGUGAUUAUUUCAGGAGAGAAAUGCAAGAAGUGUUAUUUUGUUAUCUACUGAACCUUGUUUAAUAAUUUAUGAAUGUGUUUUUUACAUUAACUUUGAAUGCAACUGAAGGUGUCUCUAGACAAAUGACUUGCUCCCUAUGUGAAAUGGAAAGAAUUUCUUGGAUUACUUUUCCACUGGAGCGGAAAAGGCAAAUAUGUUAUGAAAAAAACACUGGAACAUGUGGAUAUAAUUAUGCUCUUUUUUGGGAUGUUUUGCCAGAGAAAAUAAAAUCCAAUAAUUUAUCUGAAAUUUAGUUAAAUGACAAUGUCUGGAUGAAGAAUGAAUGUCAACACAAACCCUUCCCUCGACUUGUUGAUGUCACUACCCAUGCAGUUUGGAAAGACUUCCACUGCUUCACCCUCUGGAUUAUAAUAAUGUGAAACUGGAGUGGCGUGAAGCAAAGGAUAGAUGUGGGUUAUAACAGAGGGCUAUACCAGAAGCAGGGCAUGGCUAGCUGAAAGGUAAGCACCUAGGUCCUAUUCAAACAUAGUACAGUACUUUCUCAUUUAAAUACAAGGUGUAUUCUUAUUCCAUCAGUUCAUGCCUUGCAUUUGCAUUCAACAAAGAUAAAAACUGUUGGUUUUAUGCCAGCUAUUUUGGAGUGUGUGACUCCACAAUCUGACCCAUUUGUCUCUUGUAGGAGUACCAUGGCAUGAGGACCCAGGGGGCUUUGCAGCCAGUGAGGGGUGAGGUUCAGGACCCUCAACUGGGCCUCCACACACCCCUUCACUGGGCCCAAAGACCCUAUUCGUCUGACAGUCAGCCACCAAACAGCCAUCCGUCCAACCGCUAUAAUGCCAGCCUGCCAGCGACCACAUAACCUAAUCCUCCCAAACUCAGAUAUUUUCUCUUUUUGAAGCAAUUUCCCCCCUGAGAAUGUAUUGUUUUUCUCCUGUGUUUUUGUCCUCUACGGCUUUGGCCACCAUGCCCAGCCGGCGGGAUCCAAUGUGACACUGAGACGUCAUUAACUUCAUCACUGUGCCAGCCUGCGACCCAGGCAAGAAACCAGCUCUGAUAGCCAUGAUGACCCAGUGACCUCACUGGAACCAACCUGAACUUUAACCUCUGCCCCUGUCAUAGCGGCGGUGCUGGACUUCCUCUGUCACAUAUACAACAAAACCUCUGGACUACUUAGACAUUCUCUUACUCUUUUUAAUGUCACUUGAGCGGGCCAAACAAAUCAAGAGCGUUCUUGAAUCCCUUUUGCCCUGAAGUUAGAAUCGUGCUAUGUUCCUUUGUUUUGAACACGAUAUUGACAGUUUGGGUUGUUAGUGUCAUUUUGGUGAGAGGUGGAUAUUUUAUUAUUCUGUUUGUUCGGGCUUUGUUUAUACCUCUGUCUUUCUACAAUACCUACUUCUACUCAGGCGUAUGAUUUGUACUGCUGUUGAUUGUUCUCUCUGCGUCAUGAUGCAUUCAUUGUCAGCCACUGUCUCCUGCCUGCCUUAUGUGAUUGUAUCCCUAUGGUUUAGUCAUCACAAUAACACGUUUCGUGAUCCCAGCUCUAACAAAUCCCAGUAUUCUGAACUGUGCCCAACCAAGUUCAUGGGCAUAUUACUCCAUAUUUUCUCCUUCCUCUGACUCACUUGUCAAAUGUUUUUGUCCAGAAUCACUUACAAGGCAUGUGUGCAUAAUGCAAGGAUAGUUGCUUAUAAUUGCAGAAGGAGUCUUUAAGCUGUAAAACAAUGUUAUUUUUGACAUUUUGCUUAAGUGCUAUAUAGCUACGUUUACACGGGCAGCCCAAUUCAGAUCUUCUACAUAUUGGUCUUUUGACCAAUCGCAUCAGAUAAUUUCCUAUCAGAUAUUUUGUGUCUUAAAUGUUGACUAGACACUCACUCACAUAAACGUUCUUAACACUGAAUUCCCUCAGGGACCCGUUCAUCCAGUUUUUAGGACUUCUAAUGGAGAAUUAUUUUGGUAUCAACAACAACCUCCCCAUCAAUUACUGUGUUUCCAUGGUUACCUCCAAAGGUCUUAAGUUAGUCAUAUUAAAUGACAACCUGGUUGCUAUUAUGGUCAUUGUUUUUCUCUCACUGGUGACGUCCUCGAACAAACAGCAUGAUACAGUAUACUUCCAACCAACACUUCAUGGAAGUCAGUGAUGUCUGGCUGUAUAGAAACAAGUGUCAUCACCACCAAUCAUGUACUAGUGCAUAGCUUGUAUACCUCAUCAAAGUGUCAGACACAGCAAUAACCCCAGAGCUCUUAGCAAGCCUUCCUGAGUUAGAAGGAAGCACAGGGGUCGGAAUUAGAGCCAAGAGAUGAAAUGGACUUGACCCGUCAUUUUAUCUCCAACUGUAAAUAACUCAAAUCGAGAGAAUUUAAGUCUUUGUUAAACUAUUUUUAUUGUAUUGAAAGAAAAUAAAGAAUGAGACGCUGCCCUCUCUGGA
Oncorhynchus gorbuscha (pink salmon) is the source of this 3847-nucleotide messenger RNA. Its product is annotated as zinc finger protein DPF3-like. The transcript has 10 exons. Gene Ontology annotation, cellular component: nucleus. The record is from RefSeq and is a predicted model, not a curated record. The coding region runs from base 232 to 1332 and encodes 366 amino acids. Lineage: Eukaryota; Metazoa; Chordata; Actinopteri; Salmoniformes; Salmonidae.